Messenger RNA from Colletotrichum abscissum, 1737 nucleotides. RefSeq lists its product as uncharacterized. Gene Ontology annotation, molecular function: glutaminyl-tRNA synthase (glutamine-hydrolyzing) activity. NCBI's taxonomy places the organism in Eukaryota, Fungi, Ascomycota, Sordariomycetes, Glomerellales, Glomerellaceae. The transcript has 4 exons. Gene Ontology annotation, biological process: mitochondrial translation; glutaminyl-tRNAGln biosynthesis via transamidation. Bases 1 to 1737 code for a protein of 578 amino acids. The record is from RefSeq and is a predicted model, not a curated record. Gene Ontology annotation, cellular component: glutamyl-tRNA(Gln) amidotransferase complex; mitochondrion.
AUGGGAAACUUGCUCUUCCACAGACAUCCGCCGUGGGUGAAAGAACAACUUGGCUGGGUACAUGACUUCAUUGAGGACAAGUUUCUUGAAGCUUCCAUCGACGUCCUUGCCCACGAUGUCACCUUCGGCGAAUUUGAGAUCGACUAUUUGACAACCGGCGGAGAUAACAUGAUGAUACAGUCAUGGGCAUUCAAUGCCGGCACGACUAAUCUUCCCGAUGCGUUUGGGUGUAUCAUGGAUGACCAUACUUACAACAACACCGACUUGGAAGACUUCAGUGCAUCUGAGCUUGCGACGAUACUUCCCGCCUGCGAGAACGUUUGCAACACGGACAAGGGCCUUACGCGGGUUGAUGCCUCCGAAGCUACACUCCAAUCGCCGAACAAAUUCAAGUUAGCGGUAAAGGACAAUAUCGCGACCGAAGGGCUGCCGACAACAUGCUCCUCCGCCAUCCUCUCCUCCCACAAAAGCCCCUACGAGGCCACCAUCGUGCGCCAGCUCCGGAAACGAGGUGCUCAAGUCGUAGGGAAGACAAACAUGGAUGAAUUCGGCAUGGGAUCCCACUCGCUGAACUCGAUCCACGGGCCUGUACUCAAUCCGCUGUCUGCGACGCCGACCUCUGCUGGCGGAAGCUCAGGAGGCAGCGCGGUUGCGGUUCAGACUAGGGAAGCGGACGUCGCGCUCGGGACGGAUACGGGCGGUUCAAUUCGCCUUCCUGCGGCGUACUGCGGUGUGGUUGGAUAUAAGCCCUCCUAUGGCAUGCUGUCGAGGUUCGGGGUUGUUCCGUAUGCGAACUCCUUGGAUACCGUUGGUCUGCUUGCUAGGGAUGUUGAUGUUAUCGAGGAUUUAAUGUUCAGCACGAGACUGGACGCGGAACAUGACUCCCAGGACCCGACAUCCUUGUCAAAGAGCUUCCGAAAGAAGCAGCAGAGUCAAGCGGCCACUGGUCGGUCACGGCUACGCAUCGGCAUUCCUCUAGAAUACAAUAUCGAGGAAUUGGAUCCCAAGAUCAAAGCAGCCUGGUCUGACGCAGCAGACCUUUUGCAGAAAUCCGGCAUAGAGGUGGUUCCGGUAUCAUUACCGUCCACAAAGCACGCUCUAUCAGCAUACUACGUCAUCGCACCGGCAGAAGCAUCUUCCAACCUCGCCAAGUACGACGGCGUCCGCUACGGCACCCGCGGCGACGAGAGCGAUGGCGCUGGCGAGGUCCUUUACUCCAAGACUCGCGGUCUUGGCUUCGGCGAGGAAGUCAGACGCCGCAUCCUCCUCGGCGCCUACAGCUUGAGCUCCGAGGCAAUGGACAACUAUUUUAUCCAAGCCCAGCGGGUGCGCAAGCUCGUGCAGCGAGACUUUGACCGCGUCUUUAGGCUGGAGAACCCUCUCUACGACGAACAGCAGUUCGACUUGAGCGAUAUGAAGGAUGAGGUCGAGCUUCAGGAUAAACUCGGCCCUUCGCAGGUGGACUUCUUGUUGUGUCCUACUGCGCCGACGUUUGCACCGCGUAUUGAGGACAUCAAGCGGCAGACACCGGUGCAGGUAUACAUGAAUGAUGUCUUUACAGUGCCGGCCAGUCUCGCUGGGCUGCCGGCCAUCAGCAUCCCUGCCAAGAUCAAGUCGGAGGAUGAAGAGGUGGACGGUAGCCAGCGUGUCGCGGGUCUCCAGCUGAUCGGUCAGUACUGGGAUGACAAGCGGUUGCUCAGCGUGGCCAAGAAUCUCCUUAGCCAGUUACCUGCUUGA